Molecule: messenger RNA, 1059 nt
Organism: Knipowitschia caucasica
Lineage: Eukaryota; Metazoa; Chordata; Actinopteri; Gobiiformes; Gobiidae
Source: the annotation of a GenBank genome assembly
AUGUGGAGCCAUGUGCCCCUGCUGAACCUCCUGCUGCUCCUACACAGCAGCAGGAGUGUGCCCCUGCUGAACCUCCUGCUGCUCCUACACAGCAGCAGGAGUGUGCCCCUGCUGAACCUCCUGCUGCUCCGCCACAGCAGCAGGAGUGUGCCCCUGCUGAACCUCCUGCUGCUCCGCCACAGCGGCAGGAGUGUGCCCCUGCUGAACCUCCUGCUGCUCCGCCACAGCAGCAGGAGUGUGCCCCUGCUGAACCUCCUGCUGCUCCGCCACAGCGGCAGGAGUGUGCCCCUGCUGAACCUCCUGCUGCUCCGCCACAGCGGCAGGAGUGUGCCCCUGCUGAACCUCCUGCUGCUCCGCCACAGCGGCAGGAGUGUGCCCCUGCUGAACCUCCUCCUGCUCCGCCACAGCGGCAGGAGUGUUCCCCUGCUGAACCUCCUCCUGCUCCGCCACAGCGGCAGGAGUGUGCCCCUGCUGAACCUCCUCCUGCACCGCCACAGCGGCAGGAGUGUGCCCCUGCUGAACCUCCUGCUGCUCCGCCACAGCAGCAGGAGUGUGCCCCUGCUGAACCUCCUCCUGCACCGCCACAGCAGCAGGAGUGUGCCCCUGCUGAACCUCCUCCUGCACCGCCACAGCGGCAGGAGUGUGCCCCUGCUGAACCUCCUGCUGCUCCUCCACAGCAGCAGGAGUGUGCCCCUGCUGAACCUCCUGCUGCUCCUCCACAGCAGCAGGAGUGUGCCCCUGCUGAACCUCCUGCUGCUCCUACACAGCAGCAGGAGUGUGCCCCUGCUGGAGAGGACCUCAAACAGCCCCUGGAAGAGAAAUGUGCCUAAGCUAGCUCCUGAGGACGAGUCAGCGCUGGUCCGGGGAUCGAACCCGCGCCUCCUGCAGCAGCUCGGAUCACAGGUGGAAGUGAGGCCCAACUUCAUCACGGAGCAGGAGGAAGCUGCUCUGGUGAAGGAGCUGGAGCCAGGGCUGAAGAGGAAACGCUACGAGUUUGACCACUGGGACAAUGCGAUCCACGGCUACAGGGCGACGGAUGCGGGUGGCGGGGGGGGCUAG